Messenger RNA from Mastomys coucha (southern multimammate mouse), 650 nucleotides. It is a transcript of the gene Prdx1, whose product is annotated as peroxiredoxin 1. The coding region runs from base 142 to 609 and encodes 155 amino acids. The transcript is spliced from 6 exons. The record is from RefSeq and is a predicted model, not a curated record. Gene Ontology annotation, biological process: hydrogen peroxide catabolic process; cellular response to stress; leukocyte activation. Gene Ontology annotation, molecular function: thioredoxin peroxidase activity. Gene Ontology annotation, cellular component: cytosol. NCBI's taxonomy places the organism in Eukaryota, Metazoa, Chordata, Mammalia, Rodentia, Muridae.
CUGGCCCGUGAGAGUCUCGCGAGAACUCGGUGGACUAUAAAGUCAGCUCCCCACACGCGGGCGCUUUCGGGCGACUUCUUCCUGCGUUCUCGCGGUUGUUUCUGUUUGGGAGACCUGUGGCUCGAUCCUGCUGAUAGCAAGAUGUCUUCAGGAAAUGCAAAAAUUGGGUAUCCUGCUCCCAACUUCAAAGCUACAGCUGUUAUGCCAGAUGGACAAUUCAAAGAUAUCAGCCUAAGUGAUUACAAAGGAAAAUAUGUUGUGUUCUUCUUUUACCCUCUUGACUUUACUUUUGUGUGUCCCACGGAGAUCAUUGCUUUCAGUGAUAGAGAUCCUAAGCGCACCAUUGCUCAAGAUUAUGGAGUCUUAAAGGCUGAUGAAGGUAUCUCUUUCAGGGGUCUUUUUAUUAUUGAUGAUAAAGGUACCCUUCGACAGAUAACAAUAAACGAUCUUCCGGUUGGCCGCUCUGUGGAUGAGAUUAUACGACUAGUCCAGGCCUUCCAAUUCACUGACAAACAUGGUGAAGUGUGCCCAGCUGGCUGGAAACCUGGCAGUGAUACCAUCAAGCCUGAUGUCAAUAAGAGCAAAGAGUAUUUCUCUAAGCAGAAGUGAGCACUGGACCAUUUUUCUGCCAGGCAGCAUUGAGCAGCCAG